This is a messenger RNA of Penicillium vulpinum, 642 nucleotides long. RefSeq names its product 2-hydroxy-palmitic acid dioxygenase MPO1. Gene Ontology annotation, cellular component: endoplasmic reticulum. The record is from RefSeq and is a predicted model, not a curated record. Gene Ontology annotation, biological process: sphingoid catabolic process. The coding region runs from base 1 to 642 and encodes 213 amino acids. Lineage: Eukaryota; Fungi; Ascomycota; Eurotiomycetes; Eurotiales; Aspergillaceae. The transcript is spliced from 3 exons.
AUGGCGCUUAACCUUGAGAAACAUACGGAGCCUACCAUAGCAAUCCCGUAUAGCGACCCUACCCCUGUCGCCAAUCACACACAGAGAUCACUAACAACGCAGGUCAACGUCGCAAUCCACGUCACCUGCGUCCCAACCCUACUGUUCACCGGCAUCAUCCUCGCUUGUAACUGCCCUCCCCUCGUCACACUCCCGGAUGCCCUCCAAAUCGAAUACCUGCCCGUUAACGCCGGCACCAUCGGCGCUCUUAUAUACGCCACCUUCUAUAUCCUCCUAGAGCCCAUGGCCGGGGGCCUACUCACACCCGCCUUGAUUGCAGCUGCAUACUACGGAAACUAUUUCCUCAGCACGUACGGCAUCAUCGUGAACUACUGGGCCGGGGCCAUCCACGUCGUGUCAUGGCUGGCGCAGUUUGUCGGACACGGUGUGUUUGAGAAGCGUGCCCCCGCCUUGCUAGACAAUCUUGUCCAGGCUUUCCUACUUGCGCCGUUGUUUGUCUGGAUGGAGGUUCUGUUUUUCUUUGGAUAUCGCCCGGAGCUCAAGAAGCGCUUUGAGAAGGGCGUGGAGCUGGAGAUUCUGAAGUUCCGGAAGCAGCGGGAUGAGAAGAGCAAGAGCAAGAGCAGGGGCAAGGUGGAGCAGUAG